UUCUUAUUAAUUAUACUUUUAAAAUCUAAGUUUAAUUAUCCAUACUUUAUGUAGUUUCUUAAUGAUAAAUGUAAUAUUAGAAGAAAACUAAUAAAACUUUCUUGAUUUGUUAAUAUAGACAAGUUAAAAAAGAAAAUUUAUUUUUAGUAUAACAGAUAGAAAUAAAAAUAAAGGAAGAGAGUAUUUUCGGUGCUUCUUAGCUUUUUACGUCCCACAAUUCACAUAAAGUUAUUUACAUACACUACAAAAAAAAAUAUUCUCUAAGUAGGUAAACUUAUCUUUCCAACAAAAUUCAUUUUGCUUCUCUUUUUUGACUUGAUGACAUUUGAUAAUUUGAAAAAUCUCAAAGUACUUCAUUAAGAAGCCUGUUAAUGCACCUUCUAUAUAAAGUAACAUAUACCCUUUCUCUAUAGAUAAGGUGGAGUGGCCUAUGAUAUUCCCAACAGCAGCCUCCAUAAAACUAUUGCUUCAUCUUUCUAUGCAUGACCUCAUUUCUCCAUAGUAGAAGUGGAGGUGAUGAGUGGAAAAAAUAUUUCUUGCUGGUUGAAUGGUCUUGUGGAGAAAAUGAAGAGGUUGCCAAGAUUAACAUGGAGAAAAAUCUGGAAAGUAGGGAAAGAAGAUAAAAGAAGGGUAAUUCACUCACUAAAAAUGGGAAUCUCCUUAACAUUGGUCUCCUUGUUAUAUUUAAUGGAACCAUUGUUCAAAGGCAUUGGAGAAAAUGCUAUUUGGGCUGUCAUGACUGUUGUGGUUGUUCUUGAAUUCACAGCAGGGGCAACAUUAUAUAAAGGGCUCAAUAGAGGACUGGGGACAAUAUUAGCAGGAUCGUUGGCAUUCUUGAUUGAGUAUAUUGCCAGAGAAUCUGACCACAUAUUUCAUGCUGUUUUCAUUGGGACCGCAGUUUUUUUAGUUGGAGCUGCAGCUACGUACAUGAGAUUUUUCCCUCACAUAAAGAAAAAUUACGAUUAUGGUGUGGUGAUAUUUCUCUUGACGUUCAACUUGAUCACAGUGUCAAGCUAUCGUAUUGAUAGUGUGUUGAAGAUUGCCCAUGAGCGAUUUUACACCAUAGCCAUUGGCUGUGGUAUAUGUCUCCUCAUGAGCCUAUUGGUAUUUCCAAUUUGGUCGGGAGAAGACCUCCAUUUAUCGACUGUUGCCAAGUUCGAAGGCUUAGCAAAAUCAAUUGAAGCUUGCAUUGACGAGUAUUUUGGCGAUAAUGAGGAACAAGAAAAGGCCAGAGAAAAUUUAAUUGAAAUGGAGGAUCCCAUUUACAAGGGUUAUAAGGCUGUUCUAGAUUCCAAAUCAGCUGAUGAAGCUUUGGCACUAUAUGCAAGUUGGGAGCCAAGAUAUUUAAGACGUUGUUCCAAGUAUCCGUGGCAACAAUAUGUUAAAUUAGGGACUGUUCUUCGCCAUUUUGGCUACACAUUAGUAGCUCUACAUGGAUGCCUGCGAACUGAAAUUAAGACUCCUCGAUCAGUUCGAGUACUGUUCAAAGAUCCAUGCAAUCGACUUGCCAGAGAAGUGACAAAAGCACUAAGGGAACUAGGCGACAGCAUAAGAAAUCGUCGUCAAUACAGCCCAGAAAUCCUAUCUAACAAUGUCCAUGAAGCCUUACAAGACCUCAUCAAUGCCUUAAAAUCCCAACCAAAACUCUUUCUUGGCACUAAUAGUAAUACUAACAUAUUAUUAGCCUUAGCAACAUUAGCCGCUAAGCAAAAAUCUGGUAAAGAUUUUGUAGUCUCUUUAUCGAGAAUGAAUACUGACAAGUCUAAUGACGGUCCUGUUCGUCUUGGACUCGGCCAUGACUUUUUGAAAGAAGAUGAUAAAAGGAGCUUGAGGUCCACAUUAAGCAAGCUUGGCAUUACUAGCCUCGAAUUUUUGGAGGCCCUACCAUUUGCAGCCUUUGCUUCUUUGCUGGUUGAGACAGUUGCAAGACUUGAUCUUGUUGUUGAAGAAGUUGUAGAAUUGGGAAGGGUAGCGCAUUUUAAGGAAUAUAGUCAUGAUGAUGAUAAUGUGGUUAUUGAUGUAAUUGGUGAGAAUAAUUCUAGAGUGGAAGAUGAGAUUGUUAGCAAAUUACAAAACCAACUCCCCUCCCAUGCAGCAGCAGAGUGAGUGUCGACUUUCGUGGUUUUUUCUAUAGUUUCUUUUUGAUAGACUAAAAGAAACUAUAGAAAAAAACAAAGAGGGUUUCUUGGUUGAUGAUAUAUACAUUAGUUAGUGAGGAUAUUAUACAUGUAGUUAUUUUCAUUGUUUCUUUUUCAUGGU
Lycium ferocissimum is the source of this 2259-nucleotide messenger RNA. Its product is annotated as aluminum-activated malate transporter 12-like. Gene Ontology annotation, biological process: malate transport. Bases 517 to 2106 code for a protein of 529 amino acids. The transcript has 6 exons. NCBI's taxonomy places the organism in Eukaryota, Viridiplantae, Streptophyta, Magnoliopsida, Solanales, Solanaceae. The record is from RefSeq and is a predicted model, not a curated record. Gene Ontology annotation, cellular component: plant-type vacuole membrane.